Cynoglossus semilaevis (tongue sole) is the source of this 5800-nucleotide messenger RNA. It is a transcript of the gene virma, whose product is annotated as vir like m6A methyltransferase associated. Lineage: Eukaryota; Metazoa; Chordata; Actinopteri; Pleuronectiformes; Cynoglossidae. The coding region runs from base 48 to 5522 and encodes 1824 amino acids. The record is from RefSeq and is a predicted model, not a curated record. Gene Ontology annotation, molecular function: RNA binding. The transcript is spliced from 27 exons. Gene Ontology annotation, cellular component: RNA N6-methyladenosine methyltransferase complex. Gene Ontology annotation, biological process: mRNA modification.
UUCCAUCCGGAAGUUUAUCUCCGGCCGGAGCAGCGGCAAAGGAAGCAAUGGCGGGGGGUCUUGCAACGGAGCUUCUUUUUCUUGAUACGUUUAAACACCAGAGUGCAGAGCUAACCAACGUGGAUGUGGUGCGGUUUCCUUGCGGCGUUCUGAUCACAGAGGUGCGGGUCAUUCCUCCAGGAAUCAAAGCUCACAGCAACCUACCUGACAGCAGAGGCUUUGGGGAAACGUCGCCUCAUGCCUUCCAGUUGGAGCUGUUUUUCAAUAAUCUGACUAAACCCAACAGCUCCACCUUCCACAGACUGGGCAGUCUGGAGUACGAUGAGAACAAGUCCAUCGUGUUCAGGCCUAAUGGAAAGGUUAACACAGACGGCCUGGUGCUGCGUGGCUGGUACACCUGUCUGACUGUGGCAGUGUACGGUACAGCCGAACGCUCACAUGGACACGGCCAGGACUCACCACCUCCUCCACCACCUCCACCUCCACAGCAGCCAAGUGGGCCAAAGAGGAUCACUAAACCAGAGUGGGAAAAAGAUGACCAGUACAACGGAAGCCCACCCAGACCCACUCCCAGAGGGCCUCGCACUCCACCGGGUCCUCCGCCCCCAGAUGAUGAUGAGGAAGAGCAAGUUCAAGUUUCAGUAAGUGUAGUUAAAAAUGAGCCGUCCGAGGGACGUGACGACUACCUGGAGGCUGUGUCACCUGAGAGAUCCCUGCCUGCCGAUGAGGCGUACUCAGAUGCCGAGCAGGAGGAGGAAGGAGAUGAGGAGGAGGACGAGGAACAAGAGGAAGAAGAGGAUGCCCGUACAGAGGGCAGUGCUCCUGAAGAAGAGGAAGAGGAGGAGGAUGAGGGUGAGGACGAUGAAGAGGAGAUGGAGGAAGGUGACGAUGGUUAUGAGCAGAUUUCCAGUGAUGAGGAUGAUCUGGAUAAUGGCAGCUUUAAGUUGCCUACCUUUGACAUGGACUAUACCCCUGAGGACCUGGCAUCAGUGCCCCCUGUCCAGUAUGACCCUUAUGAGCGAGAACUGCGACCGCUGCUCUAUUUUACCCCUCCUUACAAGACUCGUUUUGAUGCUCCGUUUGAAAAGGCCAGUGUGGAGGAGCCCAAGGAAGCUGAUGAAAACAAAGAAGCUGAAGUUGGAGAAGAAGCUGGGGCUGUUGCCCAAAUGAAAGAACUACUGGCUAGCAUCGGUGAAGAAAGAGAUGCACGCUGGGUCAGUGCUCUGGAGGAGGCACCGGGACUUCUGGUCAAAGGCUUGGCCUAUUUAAUCAAACAGGGAGAGGGAGAAGGCGAAGGUGAGGGCGAGGGCGAUGAGUCUGUUGGAGUCUUAGUCAAGUGGGCUCUCCAAGCUCUCAGUAUGGAAACUGCCCUCACACAGCCUAUCGCCGUGAACCUCAGACAAUUAAAAGCCGGUGCCAAGUUAGCAUCGUGCCUGGCAGAGUGCCCGCAGGGCCUCAAGGUGCUGUUGGGUGAAGGGGCCCUGGAUGUGUUACUGAAGCUGCUCCAAACAGACCACGUGUCCUCUACACUGAAGCUGAGUAUUCUCAAAGCUCUGGACGCCUUGAUCAGUGCCCCUGCUGGUGUGGAGGCCUUUCUACACAAAGGAGAAUCAGAGAAGAGUGGUUAUCAGCGUCUAGUCCAGUUGUUCCUGCGUGAAGAAACGGUGAGGGUCAUAACCGCUGGCAAUGCCAUAUUACAGAAAUGUCACACCUUUGAGGUGAUGCUUGAUCUGCAAAAUACUGCAGCAGCGUGGAGUGAAACACAACAGGAGGACAUGGAAGAGGCUGAGAGUCCCAUGGAGGAGGAACCAGCUUUGAACUCCUCCCCUGUGAGUGAAGCAGAGCUGGACAGGUUAGCAGGAGUUUUGGAAGAAAUACAUCACCUGCUGGAGACGGCACCGCACUGCAUGGUGCAGCCGCCUGGUAAAGCGUUUCCGACCUCGGCCAGAAUAACAGGACCUCAGGAAAAAGAUGAUCCAUAUCCCACGCUCUUUAGGUACAUGCAUGCAUGCCAUAUCUUGGAGAGCACCACUGUGGUGUUGUCGGCAGCUGCAGCGACAGGGCACAUGGCCGUCAUUCAGUCCGUUAAAGAGCUACUGCGCUUCCUGUCACUCACGCAGCCCGGUCUCCUCUUCAUGUUGGCUCAGCCCACUCCUUCCAGCCUGCUGCUGCGUCUUUUGGCAUCACUGGCAGAGGCAGAGAGUGAGGAGAGCACUUUUCCCGGAGGAGAAGGAGCUUACACGGGUCCCAGUUUUGGGGAAGAGGGCUUCGCCUUUUGGCUUAUGCAGGCACUGCACGCGCUGCAGGGUGUUUCAGAACUAAUGAGCCACGUGGCUACAGGAGGAGACGGAGGAGCUGGACUGGAGGAAGGUGACAAUGCAGAAGUGCUGGGCAUGCUCCAUGCGCUCUACCUGAUGACCUUCUCUCAGACGGGUCGCAGCGCAGUGGCUCAUGUGUUUAGCCUGGACAACAACCUUUCAUGCCUGGUGACUCUGCUACAGCACCACAGCAAAGAUGGACAGGGUGAAGCAAAAGCUCGCAAAGCAGUGACCUAUAAUUACGCCUGUAUGCUGGUCUUACUGGUGGUGCAGAGCUCCAAUGAACUGCGGAUGAUGGAGCAAUUCGCUGCACCGCUGCUUGCUUUGGCCAAGGCUGAUGACACAAAUGCCAAAUUGCAGGAGCUAGGUAAAUGGUUGGAACCUCUGGAGAAACUUCGCUUUGAGAUCAGCGUCAUUCCCACGCUCAUUGACUACAUAAAACGGAAUGUAGAGAAUGUGUUGACUGCUGAGGGAACUGGAUUGGUCACUGCUCUUAGGGUCCUCAGCCACAUUGCCUGCCCCCCUCCAGCUGUCGAUGGUCAGCAGAAAGACCUUAAGUGGAGUCUUGCAGGGGUCCAGCUGUUCUCUGGUGAGGGUCUGGACACAUGCGUGCGUGUGCUUCAGAAGCUAUGCAGUGUGUUGCUGCAGCCGUGGCGUGUUCACGGACACAUGGGCCCCACGCCACAGCGCUGCAUGAUCCUCAGCAUAUGCAUCAGCACUCUCAGGUUGCUGCGCACCAUGCUGACUGAGCUGCUGCGUGGAGGAGCGUUCCAGUUCAGGGACACUCGCGUGGCCAGCGUGUUGGUGAAUCUUCACAUGAUGGUUUGUUCCAUCCCUGCGUCCGGGCGUCUGGAUGGCGAGGAGACCCGAGUUCAGGCGUUCAUUGUGGACGUGCUGCUCACCUUCACACAGGGCGUCAAUGCAGGGGUGACUCACACAGAAGAAACCCUGGCCAGUAACACGUGGUCACUGAUGUUGAAGGAGGUGUUGAACUCCCUGCUGAAGGCUCCUGAGGGUUUGUUUUCUGGUCUAACGCUGCUCUCUGAGCUACUGCCCCUCCCUCUGCCCAUGCAGAGCACUCAGGUGAUAUCAGUCCAAGACGUGGCCGUGGCCCUGAACACAAGGAAGCUGUGGAGCAUGCACGUCCGAGCCCAGUGGAAAGUGUUUUCCGAGGUGCUGAGGAGUGUGUGUGCAACCACCUGCCCCCCUCUUUUAGCAAUGCUCAGGAGAGUGUGUGUUCAGCUGGCAGACCUGUCUUCAAUCAGUGCAACGCUGGCCAUGAAGACCCUGAUGGAGCUGUUGCUGGAGGAACUGCAGCCCGCGGAGGCCAAGAGUGUUUGCUGGGCUCAGACGUUGCGUCUCCUGUCACUGAUGGAUACCCUGGUAUCACAGAGAGCCUGUAAGAGCGCAGCGUUGCACCUGCUCUCUGGGUCUGUGUCUGGAGACGAACAACUGGCCGAGCUGUUCCCACUGCUACUGUCUCUGCUGGUCCUUCCAGCUGACCACUGCGUACAACAGCAGCAGUCCAUGGAACUAGUGGGAACAAUAUUACAGUCACUGUGUGACCAGGACAUUUCUUUGGUUGUUUGUCCAACUGGUGAAAGUUGUGUAUCGGAGGUGGAACAGUUGGCCAACGCACUUCCUGGCAGAGAGAUGAUGUCAUCAGUGUGCAGUGCCUUGAUGGAAGUGCUGGGUAACACUGACAGCAGUGUCCCGCUCCUUCUUACCUGCAUCAGGACGUUGACAUUCCUCUCGGAGCACGACUAUGGACUCUACCACCUCAAAGUUGCUCUGAAGAAACACGGCGCCGGUCUGUGCUCACUGUUGAAGAGGCUGGUGUUCUCAUUCAACAAGGACUCAACAGAUCUGCUCUCAGCCCUGCUGGAUUUCCUCAGACAGAUUCUCAACACUGACCCUAUGUGUGUUGAUGAGGCUCAGAGGUCUGGUGAAGAGUCAUCCUUCUCCACCGCUCCACGGCUGUGGCUGUCAGGUUCAGAGAUGAAGGCUGUGCUUCAGUGGGAAGAGUCAGAGUCCCAUCUGCUGCCCACUCUGGAGAAACAGAUUACGAAACUGUGUAAAGAAGAUGAAUCACUGGAGGGUAUUUUAGAAAAUGUGAUUGUUCUGAGACAAACACUGGAGUCGGCCACUGACACUCCUGCAACUGCUGAGACUGAACCCACUCUGCCACCGCCUGAAACACUUGGAGCUCUGUUUAACCACAGAACUGUGUUUAUUCUGUCAGAAGCUCUGGACGAGCAGCUGAAAGCUCUGUGGUUCUCUCCAUUCCAUACUGAUGACAUUGAAGCAGACAUUGAUACGGUGAAGGUGGAUCUGGUAGGUUUGGCUCUUGAAUGCUGUCCAGAACUGGACCUCAAAGCCGAGCUGGAGCGUUCCUUCCUGUCUGAGCCGUCUUCCCCUGGUCACACCAAAGCUCCCAAAGGCUUCAGGCUGGGCAAACACAAGCACGAGACGUUUAUUACAUCCAGUGGAAAGUCAGACUACGUUGAGCCUGCGAAAAGAGCACACAUCAUGGCUGCUCCACGUGGCCGAGGGGGUCGAGGAGGCUUUGGGCAAAACCUCUCACGCCCCCAUGAUAUCUUCCGGCAGCGCAAACAGAACACUUCCCGUCCUCCCAGCAUGCACGUGGACGACUUUGUGGCAGCCGAGUUUAAAGACAUUACAACCCCUCUUGGACUUUUGCCUCCCAAGCGGCUGCCAAAGAGCUCACCCAAGCCUCCCACCAGAGGACUGUUCACAGGCAACAGAGGCAGAGCCACAUUCCACAAUCAGACGCGCUUCUUCACUCCACCGCAGCCUAAAAGUGUCCUGCUGUCAGGUAACUACCCUCGCAGAGAUGGAGGCAGAGGUUCCUCUUGGACCAGCCAAGUUCCAGCAGUCACUCACAGAGGAACUUACAGUGAACCCAGAGGCGGCCAGAGUAACUUUACACGUGGACCUCUGCCUUCCAGGCAACUCCCAGCAGCUACGUAUCGCCUCGCACCUCGUGACCGAGCUCCACGGGGGAGAGGAGGUACUGGGCUGCCGUGGCCUAGCGGAGGAGCAGGCGGUGGCGGUGCUGGUGGAGGAGGUGGGGGUGGAGGCGGUGGAGUAGGAGGAGGGAGAGGAUCUCAGGGGAGCAAAUUCAGCGGAGGGGGCGGCAGUGGUGGUGGGCGGGCCAGACACGUCCGCUCCUUCACCAGGUAACUUCACCUGGACAUGGACUGCAGCCUAAUAGGGCAACAAAUGGACCAAUCAGGAAGUCGUAUGUAUCGUCUCUGUGGAACCACAGGGAGGCGAUGUUGUCCUGAUGACAUACAGACUGUGUGGUGACAUUUUAAUGUUUUGUUACAAGUAUGGAAAUAAUAAAGAUGAGAGUGAGUGGGUCUUUACAUUUGUGUUUUUCAUGAACAUGUGAUGACCUGAUGGAGAGAGUUUUUACUGUUCUGUUUGGACUGAUUUGAUGUAAAUUAAACCUCAAAACU